AUGGCCAACACGCGCAGCGCCUCCCGACGGCUCCUGCGCGAGCUUGACGGGUGGCGCAAGGAGCAGCUGGCCGACUCCCCGGACGACGACAACAGUCCGAACCGCGGCAUCGAGCGUCUGGGGCCGGCUGGCGAAGGCGACGACCUGUUCCGCUGGGAGGCCGUGGUGAACGGCAAGGGUGUUGGAGGGGGUUACGAUGACGGCCGCUGGCUUCUCCAGAUCGACGUCCCGGCCACGUAUCCGCUGCAGCCACCGGCUGUCCGGUUUAUGACACCCAUCCUCCACGCUAACGUGCAUCCGACCACGGGCGCGGUCUGCCUCGAUCUGCUGCAGGCAUCGGCCUGGACACCGGCCAUGGGCGUCGCUGCCUGCGUGCGCGCCGUUCGCCUCCUGCUGGGCGCGCCUGGCGCCGACAGCCCGCUCAACAUCGACUUGGCCGCACUGCUGCGUGCCGGCGACACCGACGCGGCCGCCCGGCUCGUCCGGCUCUGGUGCGUCGAACAGCGGUACGAGGGCGCAUCCCAACAGCGAACAGAGAGACUCAACCAAUACGGCGCCGAUCGGGGCGCCCGAUGCAGAAACGUGGGUCCUGGGUCCUGGGUCCUGGGCCCUGCGUCGUGGGUCGUCGCAUACGGAUAG
Molecule: messenger RNA, 639 nt
Organism: Grosmannia clavigera kw1407
Lineage: Eukaryota; Fungi; Ascomycota; Sordariomycetes; Ophiostomatales; Ophiostomataceae
Product: ubiquitin conjugating enzyme
Exons: 2
Coding region: 1-639 (212 amino acids)
Source: RefSeq, a predicted model, not a curated record